UUGAAUGAGCUUCAAAGGUCAGACUUCAAGAUUAACGUUGUUAACGUAGACUAUUCAAGCAUAUAGUUAUUGUUUACUAAUGAUAUAUUGCCUAGUUAUAACAGAUAGUAAUUAUAAGUGUUACCAUACUUAAUAAAAUAAAAUAUAUAGUAAUAAUAAAUAAAAUACAUAGACAUAUAAUAAUAGAAGUAACUAAUAAAUUACAAAACAGCAAGGGCUGUUCACAAAUUCAUCAGUCUGACCGACAUUUCUUCUUUAUUGACCAUCACCUCCUGCCAGAAGGACAAGGGAUAAACAGUCCAUGACCAGGGUGAGAAAGGUCGACUCUGAUCCGACCUGCACUUCUCUGGGUCCUGGAGACAUACAGAACGUACAAUGUGCUGUAGUCUGCUCUUGUCCAUGGACGUGGUGCUGCUGAUAGAGAAGGUGAGGAUGGAUUCGAUGAUAGCUCUGUAGAACUCCACCAGCAUCUUUGUCGGCAGUGGUAGUUUCCUUAGAUGCCGCAAGAAAAACAUUCUCUGCUGGCCCUUCUUGAAGAGUGACCUGAUGGAUGGCUCGCAUUUGAGGUCCUUGGUGAUGGUGGUUCCCAGGAAGCGGAAGGAAAUGGAAAUGGGCGCCUCAGCCAUCAUGAGUGGGGAUGGAGGAACUGUGACUCGCCUGAAGGCCACGAUCAUGUCCACUCUCUUCUGGGUGUUCAGAUCCAGGUUGUUGUGGCUGCACCAGGACACCGGCCGGUCCACCUCCUUCCUGUAUUUGGCUUCAGGAGAUUCCAUGGUCAGCCUGACCUUCAGCUAUCGCCACGGAAGGGCCACAGUGAUCAGCUCGAUGUGAAUGGUAAAACUUGUCCAUGCCUCAAAAUCUAGCAUUACACGGUCUGAAAGCCCCAAAUCCACAAUAAAAGAUAUAUGGACACAAGGGAUCAAGGACAAAUCCAUCAGUAGGCUGUUGUCUCAGACUUUGCUGCAAAAAGACAACAUCACAGCCUUGGAUCUUCGCUAUGAUACCCCAAAUCCAUAUUCUGAGCAAGACCUGUGGGACUGGCUGAAGAACUCCACUGACGUACAGGACCCCCGGUCGCGAACCAAAAGGCGGCCCAUGGUCAAGACGGGUAAAUUCAAGAAGAUGUUUGGUUGGGGGGAUUUCCAUUCAAAUAUCAAGACAGUCAAACUCAACCUUCUUAUCACUGGAAAGAUUGUGGAUCACGGCAAUGGUACUUUCAGUGUCUACUUCCGCCACAACUCUACUGGUCAGGGCAACGUGUCUGUCAGCCUGGUUCCGCCCACAAAGAUUGUUGAGUUUGAUGUGGCAGCUCAACAAUCCCUCAUUGAUGCCAAGGACUCAAAGUCCUUCAACUGCCGCAUUGAGUACGAGAAAGUGGAGAAAGGUGCCAAGAACACACUCUGCAACUUUGACCCGUCAAAGACGUGCUAUCAGGAGCAGACACAGAGCCAUGUCUCCUGGCUCUGCUCCAAACCCUUCAAAGUCAUCUGCAUCUUUAUCUCCUUUUACAGCACAGACUACAAACUGGUGCAGAAAGUGUGUCCAGACUACAAUUACCACAGUGACACUCCCUACUUCCCAUCUGGCUGAUAAUCAGAGACAACUAGCUAAAUAUAUGGUGCAUGGUGCAAGUUGAGACGAGCCCUAUUAUUACCAGUGAGAUAUAUAUAUUUGAAAUUUGCAGAUGAAUCACACUUUUUGUAUUAGAUUAAACUACCUUUAUUUGUUCUAAA
Synchiropus splendidus (mandarinfish) is the source of this 1733-nucleotide messenger RNA. It is a transcript of the gene nxph1, whose product is annotated as neurexophilin 1. The coding region runs from base 832 to 1590 and encodes 252 amino acids. Gene Ontology annotation, molecular function: signaling receptor binding. The transcript has 3 exons. The record is from RefSeq and is a predicted model, not a curated record. Lineage: Eukaryota; Metazoa; Chordata; Actinopteri; Syngnathiformes; Callionymidae.